Messenger RNA from Linum tenue, 1172 nucleotides. NCBI's taxonomy places the organism in Eukaryota, Viridiplantae, Streptophyta, Magnoliopsida, Malpighiales, Linaceae. The record is from the annotation of a GenBank genome assembly.
UUUGUGGCCUGUAAAAAUGAAGGGCUGGAGAUAGAAGAGGUGAGAGGUGGCCCAAUUAGGCCUGCUUGUUUAUUACUGUCGAGAGAUGGCAUAAGGGUUUCGACUAUCUUCCCUUUCGGCGCCGCUUUUGGUGCUUUUCCUCUGUUCUUUUCUUCUACUGCAGCAAUCGAUGAGGCUGAGGGCUUGAUCAUCUUUAAUUUUUAUUUUGCUACAGUUUCUUCCUUGAUUCAGAGAUGUUGUUUUGCCGGCGUUUUUCUGAGUUCUUUCCCGGUGAGUGUGGUCGGUGGCACCUGGGUUACCUUGUUUCGGAUUUCUCCAAUUGCGUCUCUGGACUUGCAUCCAAGGGCCGUAAGUGGCUUUUGGUUCAUGGUGAUGCUGAGUGCUAUUCGUCUGUGGCGAAGAGAUUGGGUUGGUGGUUGGUUCAUGAAGUCUCCUGGUGGGACAAAGCUCUUCUUGAUGACCGAUUCUGCCGCAGGUGAAGCACAACUGAGGUAAAUUUUCAUAUUCCACUGCUUGCCAGUGCCCAUCUAGCCAAAAUCUUGUGCGUAGGGGUUUGGAUACGUCAAUUUCGAUAGCCAUUCUAGCAAACUUCCCUCUUUGAACGGUGAGAGUGUUUAGAUCAAUGCGGAUUGUUUUCCCGAAAAGAUUGCCUAUCACCGUCAAAAUCUGAUUGUGGUAGUACUGGAUGGGUAGAGCCGGAAAUCUUACCCAUGCCGUGAUGCUUGGUGGGAGCUUCUCUUUGAGUCGGAAAUCCUGGGACCAUGGCUGAACCACCAGGUAAUGUUCGAGGAUCAUCCACGGGCCGUCUGAUAGGGAAGUCAGGUAGUCAGCCCUGUUGGUGAAUUUGACCAUGAAACAAUCAUGAUCCAGAUCGAGCACAUCCAUGUGGCCUGAAGGUUUCCACAUUUUGUGUAGCCGUGCAACAAGGUAAGGAUACCGAACUUUCCUUCCAGCAAUGACUUGGCUGUGUAAUUGCAGUAGUCACCAUGGUUGAUCGAGCGAGCUCUGAGAGAAACAGAGCGAUAGAGUGUUAGGAAGAAUGGAACUCCCUUGAGAAGUUAGAACUAGCUAGGUGGUAAUGGUACCUAUUUAUAAUAGAUUGGAAAGGGUUAAUGUUCUUUUUGAAUAAUGGAAUUCUGCAGUCAGCGGGGAUGAAUAAUGAUAAAGAGUAC